Molecule: messenger RNA, 1115 nt
Organism: Astyanax mexicanus (Mexican tetra)
Lineage: Eukaryota; Metazoa; Chordata; Actinopteri; Characiformes; Acestrorhamphidae
Product: exosome complex component RRP40
Exons: 4
Coding region: 65-802 (245 amino acids)
Biological process (GO): poly(A)-dependent snoRNA 3'-end processing; TRAMP-dependent tRNA surveillance pathway; U4 snRNA 3'-end processing
Cellular component (GO): cytoplasmic exosome (RNase complex); nuclear exosome (RNase complex)
Molecular function (GO): RNA binding
Source: RefSeq, a predicted model, not a curated record
CUGUACCGGAAGAGUGUGUGUGGUGUUGUCAGUACUCGCACAUGUGCAGGAGCCCUGUGUGAGUAUGGAGGCGGUUUACUCCUGUUUCAGAGAGAAGCUAGGGCAGGUGAUCUUACCUGGGGACGUGUUCUGCUUCGACGUGUCCGCGGUGGAGGGCAGCGCUGUGCGGGCGGAGCGGGUGAUCUGCGGUCCGGGGCUGCGGAGGAACGGGGACGAAAUCCUGGUGUACAAAAGUGGGAUUCUCCGCCAUAAAGCCCCCAACUUGUACUGGAUAGACUCCCAGCAGAAGAGGUAUGUUCCAGUUAAGGGCGAGAGUGUGAUUGGAAUAGUGACUGCAAAGUCUGGAGACAUCUUUAAAGUGGAUGUUGGAGGCAGUGAGCAGGCAUCUCUGUCCUACCUAGCGUUUGAAGGAGCCACCAAGAGGAACAGACCCAAUGUGCAGGUUGGAGAUCUGGUUUAUGCACAGUUCACUAUUGCCAACAAAGACAUGGAGCCGGAGCUUGUGUGCAUAGAUAGCUGUGGGCGGGCCAAUGGGAUGGGAGUAUUUGGAGCGGACGGGCUUCUCUUCAAGGUUUCUCUGGGAUUAGUACGCAGGCUGCUUGCCCCUCAGAGUGAGAUUGUGAAGGACCUGGAGAAGAUCUUCCCCUUCGAAAUGGUGGUGGGUCUGAACGGCAGGGUCUGGGUGAAGGCUAAGACUGUUCAGCAAACCCUGAUCGUGGCCAACCUGCUGGAGAGUUGCGAGAACAUGACCACACAGCAGAGGCAGGUGCUGUUCAGGAGAGUGGCUGAGGGCUCCCUCUAGUGGACCUGAGGAUCCGAGGCCCGUGUGCUUGGUUUCAGGGUUGAUGUUCUCAGGGUUGGUUCAUGAGGACGGUUCACAGUGCAGCUGGUUAGGAUACAAAAGUGUUUCUGAGAGACUGUAGUCUGAUCUUAUAUCAUCAGGUAUAAACUCUGAUGAGAAUGUAACGUUCCAGAGGGACUGAGGAUAGACCGUGUUCCUGUAAUGUUCGGCUGGAGCAGCAGUCUGUGUUUUAUUAUAACUCUGUGAGCAGAGUUUUUCUAUUGAGUUGCUGAGGUGGUAUUUUUAUAUAAAUAAACACAUUGUGUGAAAAGAG